Drosophila arizonae is the source of this 739-nucleotide messenger RNA. It is a transcript of the gene Clic, whose product is annotated as chloride intracellular channel protein 5. Gene Ontology annotation, cellular component: cytoplasm; apical plasma membrane. The record is from RefSeq and is a predicted model, not a curated record. Gene Ontology annotation, molecular function: chloride channel activity. Lineage: Eukaryota; Metazoa; Arthropoda; Insecta; Diptera; Drosophilidae. Gene Ontology annotation, biological process: chloride transport.
UUAUAUACAUAUAUAUANAUUAUCGUUAACUAGGCCUCGACCAUUGAUGGACGUCGCAAGGGCGCCUGCCUGUUCUGCCAGGAGUACUUCAUGGAUCUGUAUCUGCUGGCCGAGCUGAAGACAAUCAGUCUGAAGGUGACCACAGUGGACAUGCAGAAGCCGCCGCCAGAUUUCCGCACCAACUUCGAGGCGACGCAUCCGCCGAUCCUGAUUGACAACGGCCUGGCCAUACUGGAGAACGAGAAGAUCGAGCGGCACAUCAUGAAGCAUAUACCCGGCGGCUACAAUCUGUUCGUGCAGGACAAGGAGGUGGCGACGCUAAUUGAGAAUUUGUAUGUGAAAUUGAAGCUGAUGCUGGUGAAGAAGGACGAGGCCAAGAACAAUGCGCUGCUCACCCACCUGCGCAAGAUCAACGAUCAUUUGGCCAAUCGCAACACUCGCUUCCUGACGGGCGACACCAUGUGCUGCUUCGACUGUGAGCUGAUGCCGCGCCUGCAGCACAUUCGCGUCGCUGGCAAAUACUUUGUUGACUUUGAGAUACCGACACAUUUGACGGCGCUGUGGCGAUACAUGUAUCACAUGUAUCAGCUGGACGCAUUCACACAAUCAUGCCCAGCCGAUCAGGACAUUAUAAAUCACUAUAAGCUGCAACAGAGUCUCAAAAUGAAGAAGCACGAGGAGCUGGAGACGCCCACGUUUACCACAUCCAUUCCAAUUGAUAUUUCGGAGUAAAGUUUUC